This is a messenger RNA of Carassius auratus (goldfish), 3047 nucleotides long. RefSeq names its product alpha-1,3-mannosyl-glycoprotein 4-beta-N-acetylglucosaminyltransferase B-like. Bases 169 to 1812 code for a protein of 547 amino acids. The record is from RefSeq and is a predicted model, not a curated record. NCBI's taxonomy places the organism in Eukaryota, Metazoa, Chordata, Actinopteri, Cypriniformes, Cyprinidae. Gene Ontology annotation, molecular function: acetylglucosaminyltransferase activity. Gene Ontology annotation, cellular component: endoplasmic reticulum; endoplasmic reticulum-Golgi intermediate compartment; Golgi stack. Gene Ontology annotation, biological process: protein N-linked glycosylation. The transcript is spliced from 15 exons.
CACACCCUUCUGUACACACGGCAUCUGCCUGUACACAGUCUCUCGUGUUCUCGCCCUCCCUCUCAUCUCUCAUGUGCGCGCGCUGUCAUUAACGCACCGCGGCAGCGCACGUCAGACGCGCUCGAGCACACGGUUCGGUUCGGACAUGAUACCGGCGCGGACCCGGAGAUGAGGCUCAGAAAUGGCACCUUCCUAACAGUCUUACUAUUCGGGUUAUGUGGGCUCAUAUCGUUGUCCUGGUACACCGCAUUCAGCAAUUCCAAAGGUAAUGUGGUAGACAUUUACCAGCGGGAAUUUCUGGCCCUGAAAGACCGUCUGCACUCGGCUGAGCAAGAGAACCUCAAACGCUCCAAAGAGCUGAACCUGGUGCUGGACGAGAUCAAGCGAGCCAUCGCUGAGAAGCAAGCGCUGCGGGACAUCAACCGCACCUGGAGCAGUCUGUCAGAUGAGACCAAGCUGAAGCUGUGGAACGUGACCAGCAGUAAGAAUGUCCUUCAGCUGCCCAGCAUCUUCCACCAUCUGCCUCACCUGCUGGCCAAAGAGACCAGCCUCCAGCCGGCCGUGCACAUCAGCCAGGGACGCACCGGAGUGUCGAUAGUGUUGGGGGUGCCCAGUGUGAAGAGAGAGGUGCACUCCUAUCUGACGGACACGCUGAGCUCACUGAUGUCAGAACUGAGUCCGGCCGAGAAGGAGGACUGCGUGAUUGUCGUCUUCAUCGCCGAGACGGAUGAACAAUAUGCAAAUAGUGUUGCUGACAACCUUAAGCGCCUGUUUCCAGGAGAGAUUCAGUCUGGGCUGUUGGAGAUCAUCUCUCCCUCCAUCCAUUUCUAUCCAGACUUCUCUCACCUCAAAGAGUCUUUUGGUGACCCUAAAGAGCGGGUCAGAUGGCGAACAAAGCAGAACCUGGAUUACUGCUUCCUGAUGAUGUAUGCCCAGACUAAAGGGACUUAUUAUGUACAGCUAGAGGAUGACAUUGUAGCACGGCCAAACUACUUCACCACAAUGAAGAAUUUCGCCCUGCAGCAGCCGUCAGAGGAGUGGAUGAUCCUCGAAUUCUCCCAGCUGGGCUUCAUCGGUAAAAUGUUCAAGUCAUUAGACUUGCCGUUGAUCGUGGAGUUUAUGCUAAUGUUCUACAAAGACAAGCCCAUUGAUUGGCUGUUGGACCACAUCAUGUGGGUGAAGGUGUGCAAUCCAGAAAAAGAUGCGAAACAUUGUGACAGGCAGAAGGCAAACCUACGCAUCCGCUUUAAACCGUCUCUCUUCCAGCACGUUGGAACACACUCUUCCCUCGCCGGAAAGAUCCAGAAACUCAAGGAUAAGGAUUUCGGAAAGCAGACGUUGCAUAAAGGUCACGCUAACCCGCUAGCUGAGGUCACCACCAGUCUGAAGACGUACCAGCAUUUCACUCUGGAGAAGGCCUAUCUGGGAGAGGACUUCUUCUGGGCGUUCACACCUGUGGCCGGAGACUUCAUACGCAUCCGCUUCUUCACACCUGUCCGAGUAGAGAGGUAUUUCUUCCGCAGUGGAAACAUCGAGCACCCUGGAGACAAGCUCUUCAACACUACGGUGGAGGUUCUUCCUUUCGACAAUAUUCAGUCAGAGAAAGAAGCGCUGAAGGAGGGGAGAGAGAGGACGCCGAAGUACCAGCGCACAGAAGAUGGCUUCAUCAGAAUAGGGAGGUUUGACCAGGGGAUCGCGGAGGGGGAGGUGGACGCUUCCUUCGGUCCGCUGGAGGCUCUGCGGCUCUCGGUCCGGACUGACUCUCCUGUGUGGGUCAUUCUCAGCGAGAUAUUUAUCAAGAAAGCGGAGUGACUGGUGUUCAACAAUACCUCAUGACUUCACCGGGUCUCUGGUGCUCAGCAGCUCCACACGAGCCCUUCACGAGAGUUUCUUUAGCUUGCUCCAAUAGCGCCAGCUGCUGGCGACAAGCUGUAAUAGCAGGUAGAGCGCGCGAGGCGUCAAGACGAACAGCGCGUGCUGUCAGACGCGCCGCACUAGACUGAUGACGCUGUAUUUUGUAAACUGUAUUUAUAUGUGUAUAUAUAUAUGCCCAUGGUUGAGUUUAUGUAACUACACUGGUCUGUUGUCAAGGGCUUCCUGAGUGGCCUCUCGCCCGCUUCAAGAAACACUUGGACAUUCAACGAAUGCUGCUUUUGGAAAAGAAGACUCUUUAAGUUCCUCCUCGAGAUUCGAUUUUCAAAGUUGAAUUUGUGUUGUUAAUUAGUUGACAAAUGAUUCUGUUUAGGCGGCUCCAGAUGGUGUGUAUUUAUAGUAUUUAUGAUGAUACAUUAAGAGCACACACACAGGCCUGUGUUAGGUUGUGUGUUUCCAAAGUCAGUCCAAAAGAUGUGUUCUAAUGAAAGAGAGACCUUUAUUGUAACUAGAGAAUGCCUCAAACUGUUUCUUCUAAAAAUCACUGGACUUUUCUUGAUAUAUUUCAAAUGAGAUCAAUCACAACAAACAAGAGGGAAGCCUUACAUUUUUUAUUAUUCAUAUUAUAAUUUUUUUUUUACUUUCCAUUCAGACAUGAUUUCUUGCCAUAUGUUGUUUUUCCUCUUCCUGCCUUCAUGUGACGCAGUAGUGUGCUGAUGGUUUUACGAUAAGAGUCGGUAGAGUAAACAGAAACAGACCUCUGGGUUAUUAGAUAGACCCAAACCCUGCCAGAAAUAUGUAUGGUGUGUAAUCUGUACAGCUCAGUGUGAAUCUGGUAUGCUCAGUUUGCUCUCUGAUAAUAGAAAUAAUAUUUAUCAGGUGCUACACAAAUUUGUCAAAGGUUCUGAUUUUUUUUUUCAUGCCUUAAAAUGAUUCACUAGUGAUGGUUAUAGAUACAAAGCAAAGUUAUCUCCAAAGACAGAAAGAAAAAGUCUGUGGUGUAAGAUAACACUGUCUGACCAACAACAACGCUGAAGUUGUUUCAGAGGUCGAGGAGAAAUACAACACCAUCUUUCACUAUCCCCGUCCUGUUUUCUCUUUAUUGAUCCAUGAACUCGAAUGAAAAUGUAAUGCUCCUGCCAAACAUUUUGAAUAAAGACAAAGUCCAAACUUGA